Molecule: messenger RNA, 2913 nt
Organism: Venturia canescens
Lineage: Eukaryota; Metazoa; Arthropoda; Insecta; Hymenoptera; Ichneumonidae
Exons: 4
Coding region: 597-2246 (549 amino acids)
Source: RefSeq, a predicted model, not a curated record
UCACCCUCUCGAAGCCUCAUAUGUAUGCCGUCCAAGUAUAUCAGCCGCGCCGGUAAUCCUCGCUGUAAUCCUCAACUCGCAAUCGUUCGCGUGAUACACCAGACCUCCGAAACUCACCGAUUAUUACACAUUUAGAAAAGCGACGACGAAACUCGUGCGAAUUGCGAGAAUUUUUAUGCGAAACGUAGCAUUCCGAGAGCCAGGAAAACUUCUCUUCGAUCCAACACGAUUUUGCACACUUGCCGCAAUGAGGAUCGACUUUUUCCCAACUUUGUGACACUCAUCGACACAUUUACACCGCAGAAAUUAUUAUUAUUAUCACGAAUUUUGUGAAAAUAAAAUUGGUUAACGUGCGCGAGAGGAAACAGCAAUGUUGAUGAAAUUGGGAAGAAGCGUGUCGACGGCUUUGUCGUUCGGUUAACGAACGGAGUUACGAGAAAGUAAGAGAGUAUGCCGCGAUGGCUCCUUGCCCUUGACGAGCCAGCAUCCGAUCCAUGCGUUAUUAUACCAAUAUAGCGUAACGAUACGUGAAGGCAGGGCAGGUUUUUACGAGGCACGUGUGUGCGUGCAUUCCCCUGCCGGCCUCUCACGAGGUGAUGCUCCAACGUGGUAACAAAACGGUAACGAGCAGCGACGUCGGAUCGGCUAACGUCCUGGAUCCGCAGCACAAUCAUCAGCUUCAUCGGGAUUCUUCGCGGUUCAACGAAUGGAUAGAUCCCACGUCUGAUGGGACGGACGCGGAAGUGUCGCACUUGGUGAACGAGCCGGUAAAAAAACAAACGAAUCAGAAGACAUGCUGCAGAAUCUCGACGAGUUCGGGCUAUUCGAGCCAAUCGCCGCCACUAUCGGCGGGCUCUUGUUACCCGGGUUGUUGUCCGAAUCCUGGAAUUGCGAAGAAUACAUCAACGGUCCCAUCUCAGAAUCAGCAUCAACGCCAUCAUCAUCAUCAUCAUCAGCAUCCAUCAGGGAACGCUCGUGCGAGCAGCGCAGCGGUAUCGCAGAAUCAGCAACAGCAAUCUCAGCCUCCGACAGUAAAUGGUACAAACUUGGCUGUGAUUCACGAAGCGGAGACGAUACCGCGUCCCAUAUGGCCGUACAUGGGAGACGAUUUUGGAGAUAUUCGUGGCACCGUCGAUCCUUCGAGUCGUUGCGAAAUGUUGGACUGCGAGAUUGCAGGAGCUCCUACCGAAAAUCGCGAGGCGACGUGCAAGCAUGAAAACAUUUAUAGCUGCUGCGAUUAUUGUCGAGCUUGCGGACCAAACGCUUACAGCGAUUCGUGUGUGAACAACGGCACAGCCUCUUCCGCUCGUGAAGUACUGUUGGAACUUUCGAGAACCCUCAACUCCGUUAUCGAAGCCGAAAACCAUUUGACAGCGGAAGAAAUCCUCCGUGACAUUUCCAUAACCGUCGCUCGUAGCAUCAACAAUCAGCCAAAGGAAGAUCCAGCCUUGUCCUCGGUCGCGUGCGAGGAUUACAUUUAUCGCUUAUCCUCCUCCUCCUCCAGUGGCGCCGGCAAGGAAUCCCUAGUUGGUGUUAAUCCAGUCAAUCUUCGGGUUUACGGAAAACCAAAAUGGCUCCACGUGCCAGUCUCCUCGAGAUCAUCCUCCCAGUGCCCCUACGAAGUGAAGAAUCUUUUGACCGCGACACAAAAAGCUUCUCGCACAACGCCCGCCCACGGAGGAAAAUCUACGAGCACCCCCGGAAUACGAAAUCCCCUUGGAAAUGCUGUCACACCCGAAGUCUUCCUCGUACCUCAUGCCAAUUCCGUUUAUUCAAACAUUCCUCACGUUUAUCGAGCUAACCAACCCAAAAUUGGUGAGUGCAAAGCGACUAGAAGCCAAAAUAUUUCCCCUGGACAAUUCAAUUCUGGUUGUAAAGGUAUUACGAGUCCGAUUGGAAGAUUGAAUGGACGGCCGAACGACAAUUGCGGAGAUAAAUGUCCGCCCGGAGAACCCGUUUACUCGACGCUCGACGGCAGUGACGAGAGUUCCUCGUACGGUGCGAUCGGCGAUUCAUCAGCGAAGAACGUUUGGCCCGAGAGUUCAAAGGUCUUCGAUCCUCAUCUCGAUUUCACAUUGGACGGCCACCGGGCUGAGAGAUUGGGCCGCGCGAUCGCCAAAGCCAAACGAAAACGGCAGUGGUGCCGCGGGCUCACGGCAAUGUUCGGGCUAGUCUUUUUCGUUUUAAGCGUAGUCGUUGUCUCGUUGUCCGUUACGAAAGGACGCAAAGUAUUCGGUAGCAUGUGAACGACUCUCGCGGGAUCAUCGUUUUGCCCAAUAUACAAAGAUCGUACCUUCGAUCAUAACACUUUACGCGAAUAUAUCGAAAAUCAAUGGCUUCCAUGAAUUUUUCUAAGGCUAUUUAACAAGAGGAAAUAUUAUAUUUUUUUGUAAUUUUCGAAUCAAAAUUAUACGAAACGAUUAGAAUAUUAUCGAACUGAAGAUGCCUUUACGCUUGGCAAGUUAGGAGCAUUUUUUCAUUAUUUUAUCGAAUUUUGAUCGAAUUUAAAUGAUCUUUUCAUUACAAAAAGUAUUGUUCGUGUCAAAAUUCAUGCAACUAGCCAAGUUAUUCGUACAUGCAAAUUUUUCGUUUGCAGCUAUUAUUUUAAAUAAUAAUAAUAAUUAUUAUUAUUUGUGUAAUCAAUAAUUAUCACGAGUGUGCUUUUGUCGUGUCCUGAUGACACACCGGAUAUCACUCAUAUUUCUCAGUACCUUAUUAUCGUAUUCUACUAUUAAAUAGGACGUGCGGACUUAAUCCUGCUAAGAUUUUGUCCCGCAAAGCAAUAUAGUGGCUGUGACCAUGACGAUUUCACUUUUCUUGUUAUAUAUAUAUAUGUAUCUCGUGGAGAACGUACUGUAUAUCGCGAAGACAACAUAUUAAGCAGGCAAAAAAUAAACGAACUUAUUGUUUGAA